Molecule: messenger RNA, 1200 nt
Organism: Cololabis saira (Pacific saury)
Lineage: Eukaryota; Metazoa; Chordata; Actinopteri; Beloniformes; Belonidae
Gene: pgpep1l
Product: pyroglutamyl-peptidase I like
Exons: 5
Coding region: 67-672 (201 amino acids)
Biological process (GO): proteolysis
Cellular component (GO): cytosol
Molecular function (GO): pyroglutamyl-peptidase activity
Source: RefSeq, a predicted model, not a curated record
CUACAGUGCUAGUUUAAAAUGCAUUUCAGCUUUCUUUAUUGACUGUAACUUAACAUCUGCUUCAGUAUGAAUGAAAGAGAGCUCGUGGUCGUCACAGGGUUCGGGCCGUUCAGACAGUUUUUGGUGAACCCCAGCUGGAAAGCUGCCCAGGCGUUGAAGUUGGCCGGGCUGGGAGAGACGGUCCGUGUUUACACCAAGGAGCUCCCAGUCAGCUAUGUGGCCGCCCGGCGAAUCAUCACUGAACUCUGGCAAACUCUGCAACCAAAAUUUGCUGUACAUCUGGGCAUUGUCAGAGGUUCGAGUGUGGUGAUUUUAGAGCAAACUGGGAGGAACAAUGGCUACAGAGAUAGAGACGUGUGUGGCUUUUGCCCUGAGGGUCACUGCUGCAUCGUAGGUGGACCAGAAAAACUGGACUCGGUUAUCGACACGAGGGCUGUCUCCAAGCACCUAAAACAAGCAGGGCAGAAUGUGAUUUAUUCAAGAGAUGCUGGCAGGUACCUGUGCGACUUUGCCUAUUACUGCUCACUGUACCAAGGUCGGCAGAGAGCAGUUUUCAUCCACAUCCCCUCAUCUGGCAGCCUUGCCUCAGCUGAUGAACUGGUACCCCUUCUGCAGACCCUCAUUCUUACAAUGCUCCAGCAGCUGGGGGAGCCCAAACAUCAUGAAGUGUAGCCCUUACAGUAAGAUAAUAUAUUGCAGCAAGUGCAGAAAUCAUGUCAAUGAAAGGAGACAAACUGCACCAUACGGGGUAAUAAUUAUAUGAAGCAAUCUGGUUCUCAUUUAUUUAUUCAAAAUUUCAGAAAAAGUAAAAUACAUGAAAUUCUCAGAUACACAUUUGGAGAUGGUGUGUCGAAAAUACACCAUCCCAUCUAUAGGUCUGAAAAAAACUUUGAGGCCUCAGAUACAGAGCUCGAGAGAAGACAGUCUAGUGAUAUUAUUUUGAUUAUUUCUUUCCCUAAUCGUGAUCUAAAUGCACAGAUUUUGCAAAAAUAUAAGAUAGUACUAGACCAAGGCCCCUCAGAAGGUGUAGGAAUGCAAAUCAUAAAAACAGACAUGAUAAUGAUAAACCUCAAGCCUGUUAUUGCAGUGGAAUGCACUGUUGCAUCCUCUAUAAACCUGAAAUUUGAACAGAAAACAUUCCGAAGAAUCAAAAAUGAUGAACACGAUUCAACUGAACAUAGUUAAUGUAUAUUUAUGCUG